Messenger RNA from Suillus subaureus, 441 nucleotides. RefSeq lists its product as uncharacterized. The record is from RefSeq and is a predicted model, not a curated record. NCBI's taxonomy places the organism in Eukaryota, Fungi, Basidiomycota, Agaricomycetes, Boletales, Suillaceae. The transcript is spliced from 6 exons. Bases 1 to 441 code for a protein of 146 amino acids.
AUGGCCACCAGAGAGUAUCUGCACCAGCCAAUGGAUAUCACUGGUGCAGAGUCCUGUCAUACUCUUCUGACCACUGGUACAAGUGCACCCUCUGUUCCCUACAUUGACAAGUUGCAGGAUGCCAUCAUCCAAAAUGUGAGUGCAAAAAUUGUCAGCCUUGUUCAAGGUGCCCUCCAUGAGCCCAGUGCCACUCAUACAAUACAAAGACCAAGCAGACUCCUCCAGGUGUCGCUGAAGAAGGUCCCCACCAAACCAAUUGAUUUUAAGAGGCCUGCUUGUCAGCAGGGCAUCAACAACCUUUGGGAGUUACUAGAGCCUGCUGCAAAAACAGUGCCCAUUACCUCACUUGUCCUCCAGGACCGCUAUGUGGGACCUGCUCCUCACUUGCCCUAUGUUGUAGGAGUUGAUGCAAGUGGGUGGUUUGAACAGUGCCAGUGUUAA